ACAAUGCGUUUUUUAAGUUGCGCUUUCCUUUUAGUAACCAUUUGUGGUUUGGCUAUGGCAGGAUAUUUGCAUGAAUCUGCCAGCAGUUAUGCCGAAGUAUCCAAACAUGAAGACGAAAAGAAUGAACAUCAUGAGUUUCACCAUGAAAACCAGGAGCAUGGUGAAGAGGUUUACGACUAUCAUAGCCACCCUAAAUACCAAUUUGAUUACGGUGUGAAGGAUACGAAGACCGGUGACGUAAAAAAUCAGUGGGAGUCUCGUGAUGGUGAUAAGGUUAAAGGAGUCUAUUCCCUGAUAGAACCCGAUGGUAGAACACGUUUAGUUGAGUAUACAUCGGACAAGCAUCAUGGUUUCAACGCUGUGGUCAAACACAUUGGGCAGGCCGAUCACGCCGAUCAUGCCGAACAUCACGAACAUUAUGAUGUACAUGGUCAUGAAAAAGGUCAACAUCAAUGGGACAGUUAUGGCAAUAAAUUGUAAAUAAUGAUCUCUAGCAGCGUAGCUGUGUGAUAUAGAA
This is a messenger RNA of Glossina fuscipes, 517 nucleotides long. RefSeq names its product pupal cuticle protein Edg-84A-like. Gene Ontology annotation, cellular component: extracellular matrix. The record is from RefSeq and is a predicted model, not a curated record. Lineage: Eukaryota; Metazoa; Arthropoda; Insecta; Diptera; Glossinidae. Bases 4 to 480 code for a protein of 158 amino acids. The transcript is spliced from 2 exons.